UAUACAGAGAGCAAUUUAAUUUACAGACGAUACAUCUAAUAUAUACGAGGAUCGGAGCCGGAGGCGGAGAGAGAGAUCUCGCCCCCGUAAUCUGCCUGCCGGGGGGGACAACAAGACAUGUCAAACGGCUCAGAGCAGACUCCGGCGGAGGAGCCCAGAGUGUCCGACCAAAAUCCCACCGGCCCAACCGACCAAGCUCAGGAAUGGGAGGCCAUGGCUCGAGCUUGGCUCCGUGCCUUCCCGGAGGCGAAGGCCGUCAGCGUCACCGACGUCGAGGCUUGGAUCGACGUCAACCGCAGCUGCCUGCCGGCCGAGCUCAAAUCCAUGGCUAAGUCCGAGCUCAUUGAGAGGCUUCUGUCCAUUCAGAACAUCCUGAGGUUGCCCACUCAAGCGCCGCCGGAAAAAGAAGUGAGUCAGAAGGAGUACCCGUACCGAUUCCAACGUACUGACCAGUGGUUGCCAGUUUAUUCGUGGUUAGAGUCCCUGGAAACGGAUGACGUAGUUAAGUCCAAUGAGAUAGCUGACUGGCUAACAAACAACCCAGAGAUCAGAGAUCAACUCUCCGCUAAACAUUCUAAGUAUCAUUUGACACACUAUAUCAAAAAGUGCCACAUGAAGAUUCUGAAGAGGAAGGAAAAGAAGAAGGUUGUGGAGCAUCCUGCAGAAGUCCCUUUGGUAAAUGCUGGCAGAAGUUUGCCCUCGAAACACCUUGUCCCGAUUCCAUAUAACCCUGUGAGCAACAUACCAAAAGACAGUGAGCUAUAUGUUGCAAAACGAAAUGAAGCGGUGCGCAAGUAUGAAAUCUUGGUGGCGUUUGAGAAACAACUCUUGACCCUGUUCCCCAGGAAUUGAGAUGUCAGAAUUGAAACUCGGAGCAGUAAAUUAUUUUCAGAGUUCUGCCGGUUUAAGUGGGGAGGAAGGAGGUAGUGUUAAAUUCUGUAAAUAGUGUUUUGGUCCCUCCGCAGGCCUCUUCCUUUGUAUGCUAGGAAUGAUCCAAGUGUUAACUUUCCAACUCCAUGCUUGAGCCACACAUAAUUUUCACUUUCAAAAGGCCCUUCUCCUCUCCUUUUUCCUACUGGAUGAGUCGCCUUUCUAAGUAGUCUUUUUACAUGUUAUACAAUGCACAUCAUUCGAGUUGAGCACAUUCAUACGGGAUUUAGAUCUUGAAUA
Punica granatum (pomegranate) is the source of this 1170-nucleotide messenger RNA. The record is from RefSeq and is a predicted model, not a curated record. NCBI's taxonomy places the organism in Eukaryota, Viridiplantae, Streptophyta, Magnoliopsida, Myrtales, Lythraceae.